AGAGCCCCAAGUCCCAACUAAAAUAGCCAGUUGCUGAUCGAAUCGACCAUAAUGCCAGCGCCAGUAGCGGUGUGCGUCGUUGCGGCUAUUGCAGGUGUCGCUGCUGUCAUUGCUUUCCAUGAGUUCGUCUUUGAACCCCACAUUGCCCCCGCCAUCGAGCGUUGGGCAGAGGACUUCCUCGCCAAACGUCGUGCUCGACGCAGAGGUCCUGUUCCUUUUCCAUCCACCCGAGGGUCUGGACAUGGAGACCCAGGGCCCAGCGGUGCUAAUCCGAGGGAAAGAGCCCCUGCAGGAGAAGAAGAUCCUAUCGAAUUACAAGGCUUCAAUCUCGAUGAAUGGCGGAACCAGGUCUAUCACACCGCCCCAGGUACGGGUAUGAGGCGAAGAGUCGGAGUAAUUCCCGAUACAGACGAAGGGAGUAUAUCUAACACAAUGAAUGAGUCUAUCACGUCCCUCACGCACACCCCGCUCUCACCCACUCAUUUCAUUUCCAAUGUCUCCUCCCCAAUCAUGGAAGCUCACUCCGUAUCCACCCGCACGCCCAGCCGCGCCCACUCUCGUGCCUCUUCUCGUACCGCAAAAGAUGGCGAGCGUGAGGGCAACACUUUUCCGCCAUUUGGACCCAUCCUCCCAGAUACCCCCCGCACAAGUGCUGCUUACUCUGCCCGCCCAUUUUCUCCGGUUGUGCGCACGCCCGUGCAUUCUCGCGUACCAUCGAGCAGGCCUUCCCUGCGGCACUUGAACUCAAGCUCAAGCUCGCGCGUCGGUGUGGAUAUGCAGGGCAGGCGUGUAAACAUUGACGUCGUUGGCGAGCACGUCAACUUCAACAUCAACAGCAGCGUCAAUACGAGGAUGCAAGAGGGUAUGAGCGCAAACACUAGUGUUGUAGAUUCACUAUCAGAACGUUACCCCGCACCGCCCACUCCGCCCGUCCUGCUCUCCCCGCCUUCAUCACACACUACCUCCUCCCCAAGCACAGACAUACUGAGCCUUGGGAGCAGCGGUAGCCAGCCCGGCUCGCCAUUUGACAUGGUGUCCCCGCCUGUUCGUAUCGGUGAGGUGCACCUCCCCUCGCACACAUCCCUCUCAGGUGCUGUGAGCUCGCUAUCUCCCUUGAUGAGCGAGCACGACUUUAUGGCGUUUGGCGAGGCGUCGGAUCUGGAUGGGGCGGAAAUCUUGGCUUCGCCAAGCGGAAGUACACGUUUGCAUAAUCCGUUUACUGAUUUUGAUGAGGGGAAUGAUUCCGACAGCGGUAGUGAAGGGAGCUGGAGACGGCUGAGUGUGACAUCCCGCAGGUGAUGCUCGUCUUGAGGGGGAGUUUGUCACAUCAUCAGAAACAGGAUGGAUGGUGGUGUAGUGUGCCUUGCUCCUUUUUCUCUUCCUUUUUACUAUCUGAUUCCCUAUUUUGUCGUUAAUUCGUACUCGUGUUGUUUUGUCGCUCUUUUCCUCCGUGUUGUAUCUUUACCCUCAUUGUGAUCGUUGUGAACCCACGACAAAUCAUCGAACAUAUUUUCGACUCUUCUCCUUUGACAAAUCCAACUGACUGUGUUGCUGUAGUAAUGCCAUCUAUAUCGACUGCGACGGCACCUUGCAUGCAACACUGGAAAUGGCAC
Molecule: messenger RNA, 1613 nt
Organism: Suillus subaureus
Lineage: Eukaryota; Fungi; Basidiomycota; Agaricomycetes; Boletales; Suillaceae
Exons: 4
Coding region: 52-1299 (415 amino acids)
Source: RefSeq, a predicted model, not a curated record